AUGUCGUCACAUCAUCGCUCCGGUGGUCCUCCUUCGCUGAUGGACGAUGUGCCUGAUUUCGAACGAAAUUUACAAUCACAUCGUUUUGAAGGUGGUAGGGGUGGUCGAGGUCGUGGUGGUGGGAUGCGAGGUAGAGGUGGUGGUGAAGGUGGAAUGAGAGGAAGAGGUGGUGGUGAUGGUGGUUUUGGCCCUCGAGGUGGUUCUCGUGGUGGACGUGGUGAUUUUCAUCAACGUGAUCGUUUUACUAAUAAUAAUUUUAAUCGAUCUUAUGAUGAACAACGUGGUGGUGGUGGUGAUGGUGGCCAAUCGAAAAUGCCAAGUCUUUUUGAUGUUGAUCAACAACCAUUACGAUCAUUUGAUCGUGAUAAUAAUCGUGGUGGAGGUCGAGGACGAAUGCCAUUUUCACGAGGAGAAGGUGAUGCUGGUCGUGGUUCAUCAGGAGAUGAUCGUUAUCGUCAUUCAGGAGGUUCAAAACAAGGUUCAACAGAUGGACCACCUCCAUUACUUGAUUUUGCAAAUGAAAAACCAGGUAUGACAGCUAAUGCUAGUAACAAUUCAUUGCCAUCCCUUUUAUCGGUACAAGUUGAAAGUUCAAGCGUACCACCAUCUGGGUCUGAAUCAAACAAACCAAUAGAAACACACAAAGAUCAUCAACAUGGAGAUAAUUUAAAUACACGAUCAGAUAAUCAUUCAUCUCUUCGUGACAAUGAAGGUCGAUAUCGUGAUCGAGAUUCUCGUAAACCAAGUCGAGGCGGUUUUAAUCGAUCAUCUUCAUUUAAUAGAGAUCGUUCACGUUCACCACGUGAUCGAGAUCGUGAUCGUGAUCGACAUGGUCCUUCACGAGAUGAUCGUCGUGGUGGACGAGGAGGAAGAGGUGGUGGUGGAGGAGGAGGCCGAGGUGGUCAUCAUAAUAAUCCACGUGAACCACAUCAAUCACGAUUUGGUUCUGAUAAUAACCAACCACCAUGGCAUGAUCGGCGAGAAGGUGGACGUGGCGGUGGUGGUCGAGGUGGUUUUCAUGAUCGUCAACAUGAUAUGGGCGGUCAUUUUCGACCUAAUGAACAGUUGCCACCUGAUAAUCGUCCAUUUAAUCGAGAUGGACGACCAAAUUAUGAUGCACCACCACCAUCUCAAAGUCGACCUUUUCAAGACAAUUUUCAAACUGGCAAUUAUGAUUCAAUGGGUCCAAAUCAGCAUAAUCGAACAAAUUUACAACAACCACCUAAUUUUAAUCAAGGACCACCACCACCACAUAAUCGUUCUGAUUUUUAUCCACCAAAUAUAAAUAAUCCAUCUUAUCAACAACAUAAUACUCGUAGUGGUGGUCGUCCAAGUCGUUUUAGUGAUCGACAAGAUGAUUAUGAGGAUGAUCGACCAUUAACAAAACCAAAUAUUUCUCUUCCAAAUGUAACAACAACAACAGCACCACUUUAUAUGAAUCAACCAACAAAUCCAACAUUUAGUCAAGCACGUCCAACAAUGUCAUCAACAUAUUCUUCUCAACAACCACCAUCAAGUAUGUUUCCGCAGGGUGCACCACCAUCACAAUUCGGUUGGCCCAAUCAACAACAACAAGGUCCACCAAAUUCGCAAAUGACACAAUCUCUUUUAUCACUGGCUUCGAAUGACCAACAAAGUCCAAAUAUAUCAGGACCUCCACCACCUAAUUCAUUCUAUGGUAGUAAUACUGAUUUUCAUCGACAACAAGCUCCACCAUCUGCCAAUCAAUAUUAUUCAGGUGUACCUCCUGUUCCUUCUCAAACUGGUAAUAAAUCCUCGAAUACGAAUGUUCCAAGUAGUUCUGCUGCUCUACCAGCACAACAACCAGUUCCACCUGCAACAGGUGCAAACGCAGCAGCAACAGCUAAUGCUUUAAGUACAGAUCCUUGGCAACAGUAUUAUCAACAAUAUUGGCAAUAUAUGCAACAACAACAGGCAGCUGUUCAACCAACAUCUACUCAGAUGAGUACUCAACAGCAAUUUCAACAACCACAAACAGGAGCAACAGCAGGAUUAAAACAACCAGCAAAUACGACUGCAGCUACUGGUAAUACACAAGAUAGUGCUUUAAAUCAAGCUAAUAGUGCAUGGACACAAUACUGGAUGCAAUGUCAAGCAUAUAUGCAACAACAACAACAACAACAGUCUCAAGUUCCAUCAACAACAACUUCAGCAACAAUAGCAGCACCAUCUCAGCUUUAUCCACAAGCAACAGGUAAACAACAACAACAAACACCACCUGGUUUAACACCAAAUACAAAUACGGCAUCUGGUGCUCCUCCAACAUCGAAUUGGCAAACAUGGUUCAAUCCAAAAUGA
This is a messenger RNA of Rotaria sp. Silwood1, 2319 nucleotides long. The record is from the annotation of a GenBank genome assembly. NCBI's taxonomy places the organism in Eukaryota, Metazoa, Rotifera, Eurotatoria, Philodinida, Philodinidae.